Messenger RNA from Schizosaccharomyces osmophilus, 795 nucleotides. It is a transcript of the gene mrp4, whose product is annotated as mitochondrial ribosomal protein subunit S2. NCBI's taxonomy places the organism in Eukaryota, Fungi, Ascomycota, Schizosaccharomycetes, Schizosaccharomycetales, Schizosaccharomycetaceae. The record is from RefSeq and is a predicted model, not a curated record. The coding region runs from base 1 to 795 and encodes 264 amino acids. Gene Ontology annotation, biological process: translation. Gene Ontology annotation, cellular component: mitochondrial small ribosomal subunit; ribosome. Gene Ontology annotation, molecular function: structural constituent of ribosome. The transcript has a single exon.
AUGAUUUCACGGAAAUUAACAACGGAGCAGUUAAUUGCCAGAAGGCUGAAAAUUCGCUCAUGGAAUCACAAAAUUGGUGCUAAAGUCGCACCGCACUAUACUCCUUCAAUGGGUGUUCGCAAUCCGGCCUCUCCAGAAAAGCUGAGUAUGUCUUUGUUACUAUCAUCUUAUGCGCAUAUGGGUCAUUCGACGUCUUUGUGGAAUCCUUUGACUCAACCUUUUAUUUACGGAAAACGAGAUGGCAUUCAUAUUAUUUCCUUGGAUCAAACGAUGGUUUAUUUACGGAGGGCAAUUUCUGUUGUGAGAGAAGUUGCCAAGGCCAGAGGAGUGAUUGUUUUUAUAGGAACACGCAGCGGUCAAAAAGAUUCGGUGGUGAAUGCAGCAAAACGAGCUCGUGGAUUCCAUGUGUUUGAUCGCUGGCUUCCUGGUUUGGUCACGAAUGCAAGGAACGUGCAGGGAAACCUAGGUGGAAAGAUUGUCCCUGUCGAUGAUAAUGGUAGGGUCGUUCCUACCAAAGAGUCUCCAAAGUUUGUAAUCCCGGACUUGAUCGUCGUUCUUAAUCCGUUGGAGAACAGGGGAGCUUGUUUGGAAGCUCAAAAGGCUUCCAUACCUACAAUUGGAAUCAUUGACUCGGAUGCUGAUCCCAAGAUGGUUACAUAUCCCGUCCCGGCUAAUGACGAUUCGUUGCGAUGUACUGAUUUGAUAGUCGGUUUAUUGAGUAAAGCUGCUGAGCAAGAGUAUAAUCAAAAUCCUGCCUCUGUUAAUAGCACAGCAUCCUAUCUUCCCCGUGCUUAA